This is a messenger RNA of Pipra filicauda (Wire-tailed manakin), 6141 nucleotides long. It is a transcript of the gene POLR1A, whose product is annotated as RNA polymerase I subunit A. Gene Ontology annotation, cellular component: RNA polymerase I complex. NCBI's taxonomy places the organism in Eukaryota, Metazoa, Chordata, Aves, Passeriformes, Pipridae. Gene Ontology annotation, biological process: DNA-templated transcription. The transcript is spliced from 34 exons. The record is from RefSeq and is a predicted model, not a curated record. Gene Ontology annotation, molecular function: DNA-directed RNA polymerase activity; DNA binding. Bases 109 to 5235 code for a protein of 1708 amino acids.
GGCCCCGCCUCCCCCGCGGCUCGGAGCGCGUGGUGCUGCCAGUGGCGCGGCACCCCCGGCGGGAGAGCGGGACGAGGUGUCGGCCGGGGAAAGAGUCGCUGGUUCGCCAUGAAGCCGCCCAAAGUGGUGCCGUGGCGGCGGCUGGUUGGGGUGUCCUUCGGGAUGUACACGGCCGAGGAGAUCAGGAAACUGAGUGUCAAACCCAUAACGAACCCUCAGUACCUGGAUAACUUGGGGAAUCCGGCUGCCAAUGGACUGUACGACUUGGCUCUGGGACCUCCGGACUCCAAGGAAGUGUGUGCAACUUGCAUGCAGAACUUCAGCAACUGCCCUGGUCAUUUUGGCCACAUAGAGCUGCCUCUGACUGUCUACAACCCCCUGUUCUUCGAUAAAUUAUACCUUCUGAUCCGAGGUUCUUGUUUGAACUGUCACAUGCUGACAUGCACUCGAGCCGUGGUUCACUUACUGCUGAGUCAGCUGAAGGUGCUGGAGAAGGGGUUUCUUCAUGCUGUCUAUGACCUUGAAGUCAUUCUGAACAGGUUUUUAGAGCAAUGUGCAGACGCAACAGGUUCAGAAAUUGAAGAGGAGCUUAAUCGCCACGUUCAGGAAAUAUUACAGAGCUCUCAAACAAGAGAUCAGUGUUCAAAUGUCAAAAAUGUAUGUGGCUGUCGAAAUAAUCUGAUAGCACAGUUCUGGAAAGCACAUAUGGGUUCAAAGAAAUGCCCAAACUGCAAAUCCAGGAGAUCACUGGUGAGAAAGGAGCAUAACAGCAAGCUGACAGUAACCUAUCCUUCUACAGUGUACCAUAAGUCAGGAGAGGGAGGCAUUCUGGAUGAACCAGCAGUUAUUGAUGAAAGCCAGUUAGGGAAGAGAGGAUACCUGACACCAAUGACUGCCAAAGAGUACAUCCUGGCUCUGUGGAAGAAUGAAGGUUUCUUUUUGCGUUAUCUCUUCCCUGGGAUGGAUCCCCAUGAGAGUUCAGGAUUCAGUCCAGACAUGUUUUUUUUAGAUCUACUUGUGGUUCCGCCUUCGAGGUACCGUCCCGUAAAUCGCCUUGGAGAUCGACUGUUCACGAACGGCCAGACUGUGAACCUGCAGGCUGUGAUGAAAGAUGCCCAGACGAUACGGAAACUCUUGCUUUUCAUGGCAAAAGAACAAUGUCAGCCAAUAAAAUUUGCAGAAGAAAUUCAAACAGAGAUAGGAGGGGAUAAUGAACCUUUGGACCGUUCUGUGCUGACAGCGAUUCCAGGACAGAGCAUUGCAGAUAAGCUGUACAACAGUUGGAUACGUCUUCAGAGCCAUGUCAACAUUGUAUUUGACAGUGACAUGGACAAACUGAUAAAAGAAAAAUACCCUGGUAUUCGUCAGCUGUUGGAGAAGAAGGAGGGGCUGUUCCGGAAGCACAUGAUGGGCAAGCGCGUGGAUUUUGCUGCUCGAUCAGUCAUUUGCCCCGAUAUGUACAUUGGUACCAAUGAGAUUGGCAUUCCCAUGGUAUUUGCUACCAAACUGACUUACCCUCAGCCAGUCACUCCCUGGAAUGUCAAAGAGCUGAGGCAGGCUGUCAUAAAUGGCCCAAAGGUUCACCCUGGGGCCUCCAUGGUCAUUAACGAGGACGGAUCUCGCACGGUGCUGAGCGCGACCAGCCUGACCCAGAGGGAGGCCAUCGCCAAGCAGCUCCUCACUCCUUCUUCUGGAGCCCCCCAGUCAGGACUGAAGAUUGUGUGUCGACAUAUUAAAAAUGGAGAUGUCCUGUUACUGAACCGCCAGCCCACCCUUCACAGGCCUUCCAUCCAAGCUCACCGGGCCCGAAUCCUGCCUGGAGAAAAAGUGCUGAGGCUUCACUAUGCCAACUGCAAGGCUUACAAUGCUGAUUUUGAUGGAGAUGAGAUGAAUGCCCAUUUUCCACAGAGCGAGCUGGGUAGGGCAGAAGCCUACACCUUAGCCUGUACUGAUGAACAGUAUCUGGUGCCAAAGGAUGGGAAGCCACUUCCUGGCUUGAUCCAGGAUCACAUGGUUUCUGGAGUCAGCAUGACAAUCCGGGGCUGCUUUUUCACCAGAGAGCAAUAUAUGGAGCUUGUUUACCGAGGACUGACAGACAAGAAAGGAAGAAUUAAAACCUUUCCUCCUGCCAUUAUGAAACCACAGCGAUUAUGGACAGGAAAGCAGGUUGUUUCUACGUUGCUAAUAAACGUCAUCCCAGACAACCACAUUCCACUGAAUUUGACUGGGAAAGCCAAGAUUGGUGGGAGAGCCUGGGUGAAGGGACCUGCAAGCAGAUGUCUAAAUCUUGAUUCAAUGUGUGAAUCUCAGGUUAUUAUUAGAAACGGGGAGUUACUGUGUGGAGUCUUGGACAAAGCUCACUUUGGCAGCUCUGCCUAUGGCCUGGUCCAUUGUUGCUAUGAAAUCUAUGGGGGUGAAACCAGUGGGAAGGUGCUGACGUGCCUGGGACGCCUCUUCACUGCUUACCUGCAGUUGUACAGGGGGUUUACAAUGGGGAUUGAAGAUAUUUUGGUUAAACCCGAUGCAGACCACAAAAGAAAAAAAAUCAUUGAAAAGUCAAAGCAGAGUGGUAUUGAAGCUGUUAGAGCUGCUCUUAAUUUGCCAGAAACAGCAUCAUGUGAAGAGGUCCAAGGGAAAUGGCAGGAUGCCCAUCUCUGCAAAGACCAGAGGGAUUUUAACAUGGUUGAUAUGAAAUUCAAGGAGGAAGUAAACAAUUACAACAACGAAGUUAACAAGGUCUGUAUGCCCCUUGGUCUCCACAGGAGCUUUCCAGAGAACAAUUUGCAGUUGAUGGUACAGUCAGGAGCCAAAGGAUCCACUGUAAACACAAUGCAGAUUUCGUGUUUGCUGGGCCAGAUCGAGUUGGAAGGUCGGAGACCCCCACUGAUGGCAUCUGGCAAAUCACUGCCCUGUUUCCAGCCUUAUGAUUUUUCCCCCAGCUCAGGAGGAUUUGUGACUGGCAGAUUUCUCACUGGGAUCAAACCUUCUGAAUUCUUCUUUCACUGCAUGGCUGGCAGGGAAGGUCUUGUGGAUACAGCUGUCAAAACCAGCCGUUCUGGGUACCUGCAAAGGUGUAUCAUAAAACACUUGGAAGGACUGGUGGUUCAGUAUGACCUGACUGUACGGGACAGCGAUGGCAGCGUGGUGCAGUUUCUGUAUGGAGAAGAUGGGCUUGAUAUCCCUAAAACUCAGUUCUUACAGCCAGAGCAGUUUCCUUUCAUUGCAGAAAACUAUGAGGUAAUCCAGAAGACAAACCAUCUGGAUGAAGCUUUAGCAAGGAUGGAGUCUCACCAAGCUAACCGGCAGUUCAAAGCCAUCAAAAAGUGGCGAGCCAGGCACCAAAGCUCUGUGCAAAGAGAAGGAGGUUUUCUGUUGUUUUCCCAAAAGAAAAGGGCAAGUGUGAAAGCACAGAUUCCAGCAGGUGAAAUAAAAAAUGGAAGAGAUCCUGCUACUUUACAGUUAUUGAAGAUGUGGUAUGAGCUAGAUGAGAAGAAACGAAGAAAGUAUCUGAAGAAGACAAAUAAGUGUCCUGACCCAAGCCUUGGUGUUUGGCGUCCAGAUACUCAUUUUGCAUCUGUUUCAGAAACAUUUGAAAAUGGAGUCGAAGGUUAUAUCAAUAAAUGGAAAUCUGAGAACAGCCAAAGUUAUAUGCACCCAGCACUUUCUUCUGAUAGAUUAAAGGAUUUGUUGUAUUUAAAGUGGCAGCGAUCUCUUUGUGACCCGGGAGAAGCUGUGGGUCUUCUUGCAGCUCAGAGUAUUGGGGAACCUUCCACACAGAUGACUCUGAACACCUUUCACUUUGCUGGCAGAGGUGAAAUGAAUGUCACAUUGGGUAUUCCAAGGUUGCGGGAAAUACUGAUGGUGGCCAGUGAAAAUAUUAAAACGCCAAUGAUGAGUGUUCCUGUGUUCAAUACCAAGAAAGCCCUCAAGAAGGUGAAACAUCUUAAGAAACAGCUCACAAGAGUCUGCUUAGCUGAGGUCCUGCAGAAAGUGGACAUAGAGGAAUCCCUGCAUGUGAAGCACAAGCAGAACAAGCAUCGCCUCUACAAAAUCAAAUUCCAUUUCUUGCCCCAUGAAUAUUACCGAGAGGAGAAGUGUGUGAGGCCUAGGCAGAUCUUGCACUUCAUGGAAAUAAGGUUCUUCAGAAUUUUUCUGGAAGCAAUUAGAAGGAAGACUGCAAAGAUGGCAGCUUUUAUUGAAGUCAGCACUCGGAAGACAACUCGGAAGGAUUUAGAUGAUGACCAGGACAAGAGACAGAAUAAUCAGGAAGCUGUAGCAGAGGAAGAAGAGAACAUUGUUGAUGCAGAAGCUGAUGAAGGGGAUGGUGAUGCUACAGAAAGUAAACGGAGGAAGAACCAGGAAGAAGAGGUCGACUAUGAGAGCGAAGAAGAGAAUGGGGAAGAAAAUGUUGAUGAGACUCCAGAAGAUGAAGAGGCUGAAUCAGAAAAAGAAGAAAAGGCUCCUGGUGCUGAAGAAGAUCAGAAUAGAGCAGAGGGUGAAGAAUCUCAACCUCUUUCAUUCAUGUCUCAGACCAAAAAAGGGAAAGAUCAAUUACUUCAGGCAGCAGAGGUGCGAGUAAAUGCUGUUCUGGCAACCCACCCAUCCAUACAGGAUUACACAUUUGACACCGAAAACGAACUUUGGUGUGAGGUUUCUCUGGCGCUGCCGCUGACGAAGGUGUACUUUGAUCUCUCCUCCUUGCUCACCUCCCUGGCACGCAGCACAGUGAUCCAUGAGGUGAAGGGGAUCACAAGGUGCCUGUUGAAUGAAAGCACCAAUAAGGAAGGAGAGAAGGAAUUUGUUCUGCACACUGAAGGGAUAAACAUGGUGGAGCUGUUCAGAUACUCUGACAUUUUGGACCUGAACAGACUUUAUUCCAAUGAUAUUCAUGCCAUGGCUAAGAAUUAUGGAAUUGAAUCAGCCCUGAGGGUGAUUAUAAAGGAAAUAAAAGAUGUAUUUGCUGUAUAUGGGAUUGUGGUAGACCCUCGGCACCUUUCACUUGUGGCAGAUUACAUGUGUUUUGAAGGAAUUUAUAAACCGCUGAAUCGUUUUGGAAUUCAGUCCAACUCCUCCCCUCUGCAGCAGAUGACAUUUGAAACAAGCUACAAGUUCUUGAAGGAAGCAACAAUGAUGGGUACCCACGAUGAGCUGCGCUCCCCUUCGGCCUGCCUGGUGGUUGGAAAAGUUGUCAAAGGAGGGACUGGCUUGUUUGACCUCAAGCAGCCCCUGACAUAGUGUUUUGGUGAUAACUUAAGGAUUCUGACUGAAAUGUUCAUAAGAUCUAUGUGUGCUCUACAGCUACACAGUGAGGGCACGUGGCUGUGUCCCCAGUCAUCUUCCCUGUGCCAGAAGACUUCUCAAUCCAGAUACCCAGUGAGCCUUAUCUAUUGAAUGAGUAUAGGAGCUACCCUUUGAUCCAAAGAAACAUUUAUUUACUGUUCAUCAAUGUAAAAAACGAGAUUAUUGGUUUACAUAGAAAAGAAUAAAAUGCAGGAGUCUGUCUGGAUCUCAGAGAGUCUGUGCAGCAGCUGUGGCAGGCAGAAGUCAAAGCAGAAUCUGUUUAUGCUGUCUUAAUUUUUGUGGGGCAGAAUCCCAUCAGGGUGGGUGGUGCCAGUUGCCUCAUGGUCAUUAACAUGACAAAUUUCCAGCACUGGAAAUAGCAUUCCAAACUGGCAGGUGUAGCUGGGCAGUGCUGUGCUUCACCUGCUACACUGUAUUGGAGCAUCUGUGCUUGAGUGUUGAUUUCCUCAUCUUUUGCUGCACUGGGGUGCACUGCCAUGACUUGUAUAAGCUUUGGAGGAUGCAUUUUCCUAUUCUUCUACUUCAUUUAGUAAGAAUAAUGUGUCUGUGACACAGUUGUUAAAUUUCUGUAUUACCUGAACACCGCAAUUCAGAGUUUUCAUGGUUCCUAUAGGCAUUUUCCAGUGCCUACUCUUAUAACUUCUUUGUAUGGAACAGAUCUCACACAGUGAGAGACCUGACUUUUGCUAAGGAUUAAUUCCUUAAAUGCCAACAUGAGCUGCUGUGGCAGUGACUACACAGAAGACUCCUGUAAGAAUUACCAAAAUAGAGAUUGUAAACUAUUUUUGCUUACAUCUUCUGUAUCAAAGAGAAUAUUUAAUAAAGGACAUUGCAAAGAAA